AUGAGAGGGGACUUGAAAACCAGCAUGAUGCCAGUGGCACCGGCAGCCCUGUUGCCUCCCCACAGAACUACUCCCAGCAAACCCAAGCUGGGCUUUUCUAUUGAAUCCAUCGUGGGUUUGGAGCCCACCACCACCAAAAACAAAAUACAAACCUCUCUUGAAGAAGAUAGCCACUGUUCUGAUGGCGAAAUUACCAGACUGUCUCCACCUCCAGCACAUAUCAAGAUGCCAACGUCCAGCAGUCCUCCCUACUAUCGGACCCCUAGUGAAGAUAUCUACUCUACUUACGGACAAUAUGGACCACACAGAGUUUUACCAACAAGGACUCCCGAUUAUCCUCACAGAGGAGAUCUGAUCCCACCUCAAGCAUCGGUGGGUGGACUUAGUUAUCCUUCUGUGAUGUCACAUUACAAUUCAGCAUUAUCCUUGGGACAUUGCCACGGACAGUAUCCUCUAACCUCAUACCUCGUCAACAGAGACUAUCCAAGUUAUCCUUGGUUGAUGGCCAGGCAGCCGCGCAUAUUGCCGUACAGGCCACAAGGUCCUCAGGGUGCAAGUUUCAUCCUCCAUCAGUUCCGGAAGCCCAAGAGAAUUCGAACGGCCUUCUCUCCGUCUCAACUCCUCACCUUGGAACACGCAUUCGAAAAGAACCACUACGUUGUCGGCACGGAAAGGAAGCAGCUUGCACAAAGUCUCAACCUCACAGAAACUCAGGUGAAAGUAUGGUUUCAGAACAGGAGGACAAAGCACAAGAGGCAGAAGCAGGAGGAAGAACAACAGACAAACCCAUCUGAUGGACAAUCGAGUGACAGAAACGACAACGAAAGCAAGGACGGACGGACUCAUUCGUUCUCUCCCAACAUAGAAGAGUCCGAUGAAUCGAUAUGCGAAGACGAUGAUGAUUGCGAUUCCAUUGAGGACGAAUCUCAAACCCACCUUUCGUGA
Molecule: messenger RNA, 945 nt
Organism: Uloborus diversus
Lineage: Eukaryota; Metazoa; Arthropoda; Arachnida; Araneae; Uloboridae
Product: homeobox protein EMX2-like
Exons: 3
Coding region: 1-945 (314 amino acids)
Biological process (GO): regulation of DNA-templated transcription; central nervous system development; brain development
Molecular function (GO): DNA-binding transcription factor activity, RNA polymerase II-specific; DNA binding
Source: RefSeq, a predicted model, not a curated record